AUGGGGGCCCCCACAGGGGCCCCUAUGGGGGCCCCUAUGGGGGCCCCUGGGGGGGCCCCCUCGUCGCCUACUGAUGCAGACCUUAUACAGCAACUGCAGCAAAUGCGUGCCGCUACACAGAGCAACUCAGAGCAGCAGCAGCAGCAGCAGCAGCAGCAGCAGAACCCCGCAGCCAGCAGCAACGACGAAUUGCUUUCUUUUCUGAUAGCAGCUCUAUCUGUGGGUCUGCAUCCUUUACCACAUAUCACCGCUCAGCAGGGGGCCCCCCCAUCAACCCAAGCAGCAGCUGUACCCUCUAUACAACCACCAAAACAGGGGCCCCCACCUACAAACAAGGGGGCCCCUGGGGGGGCCCCCCCCCAA
This is a messenger RNA of Eimeria mitis, 363 nucleotides long. RefSeq lists its product as uncharacterized. The annotation marks the transcript as partial. NCBI's taxonomy places the organism in Eukaryota, Apicomplexa, Conoidasida, Eucoccidiorida, Eimeriidae. The transcript has 2 exons. The record is from RefSeq and is a predicted model, not a curated record.